AAUGCAACAUACAUGUACACUGCCAAAACGCAUGGGUGGGUGUCGCAGGGCUCGUGUGUGUAACGAAGGCAGCGUGUUUCGAUUGAGCAGGAAAAUAAAAGAAACUUCUUUUUUGUUUACUUAUCACCCUAGAGUAUCAGGUAUCAGGAUGAACUGAUCAGAUGAGUUGUUCCUAAGAGUUCAUCAUUUCCUAACCAUCACCAUGGCAUUUAUGCCAAAUCCACAACAGCAACAACAGCAACAGAUGCAAAUAAAGGAGUUUCGCGAUUUCCUCUCUUCCUACAAUCGUUUGACGGAAUCCUGCUUCGUUGAUUGCAUCAAAGACUUCACGGGAAGAAAGCUGUUGGACAAAGAGACAAAGUGCACCUCCAACUGUAUGGACAAGUACCUGAAGAUGACAAUGAGGGUAUCACAGCGCUUCCAAGAAUACCAGGUGCAACAGAACGAGGGGCUCCUAGCUGCCAAGCAGAAAGCGAUGGGGGGCCAAUAGUGAAGGAUGGAGAAAACUCAUUUAUGAGUGACCGAUUGGGCCACACACUUGGUUUGCAGUUGUACAAGUAAUUGAAAGGAAUUUAUUUGUGACUCGGCUUGGACAGUUGUCACGGUUUACUGCAGACAGAAGUAUUGCUGCUGCAUUCUGAGUGCCAGACCACGCUCCUGUCCAACUCGUAAAUCAGGAUUCUCUACCCAUUGCGCCCAGCACUGGGGUUUCUUUCAGGCAACGUAACUGCACAAGGAACUUUUUACUGUUUAGAAGUUUUUAAGAAACCUCACUCAAAUAUUUUGAGUGUAUUUGGGACUGUCUGCGGAGAUAUCAUAUUUAACUCGGCACAACAAAAUUUUGUUCCAUAAAUUCCACGUAUUUCCAUUUCAAGCCAGAAAGAUUUUAUUAAAGCACUCUCCGAUUGGAUCAGUCCAGAGUCUUGCUAAAUUUCUGUGUUUGCUUUCAAAGCCAUGGAUUUCAUUUUUUGUAGACACACCUUUUUGUUCUUGCAAGAAGGAAAUGACACCUGAUGGCUUUUGAUCCGUAACUUGAAUACCGAGUACAUCAUCUCGAACUUUUUUACACAGCAGGAGUUGACCUACAUGCUGCCGGAUUCAAUUAAAAUGGCCAUGCAAACAUA
This is a messenger RNA of Acanthaster planci (crown-of-thorns starfish), 1124 nucleotides long. Its product is annotated as mitochondrial import inner membrane translocase subunit Tim9-like. The record is from RefSeq and is a predicted model, not a curated record. Lineage: Eukaryota; Metazoa; Echinodermata; Asteroidea; Valvatida; Acanthasteridae.